CGCUUCACUUCGACUCUGAAGUCUGUGGCGCUGUGACAUAAUUCCAGUCGCUCAGUACUUUCCUUCUCAGCCAGCCCCGAACACUUUGUGCGAGAGCUAACUUUGCCUCCAUAUCUGAAAAAGCUUCAGAAUCUUGUUGGGUUUUCAGCUCCAUUAGAGUACCGAGCUAGCUGAAAAAGUCAUGUCGGAAAAGGAAGCAAACCCAACGUUUAGCAAGUCGACUGGCCUGCCUCGGAAGCGUUUCUACCGAGCAAGAGCACACAGCAACCCUCUGAGUGACUCCCACUUUCCAGUACCUAUCUCCCCAGGUCAUGUGGAUUAUUCUCUUCAUUACCCGCAACACUUCCCCUCAUCUGAUCAAGUGGAUAGCUGUAAAAAGAUCCAGUUUGCAGAUAUUGGUUGUGGUUUUGGGGGACUGCUGAUAAGUCUUUCAACCCUAUUCCCCGAGACACUGAUGAUUGGAAUGGAGCUUAGAGAUAAGGUGACAGAGUAUGUCAAGGAAAGGAUCGUGGCUUUAAGGGUGACAAAUCCUGGCCAAUACCAAAAUAUCUCAGUGGUUCGGACUAAUUCCAUGAAAUACAUUCCAAAUUACUUUGAGAAAGGACAGCUUUCGAAGAUGUUUUUCCUGUUCCCGGAUCCUCACUUCAAAGAGAAAAACCAUCGCCGUAGGGUGAUCAGUCCAUUCCUACUGGAUGAGUAUGCUUAUGUUCUAGAAGUUGGUGGGAUUAUAUACACAAUUACAGAUGUUGAAGAACUUGGCGACUGGAUGAAGGCUUGCUUGGAGAAUCAUCCUAUGUUUGAAGCUCUCACAGAUGAAGAGCUCAAAGCCGAUCCAGUUACGAAGCUAUUGAGUUCUGCAACCGAGGAAGGACAGAAGGUUGACAGAAAUGGGGGACAGACUUUCCGAGCGGUUUACAGACGCAUUGCACCAUCCCUAUGACUUUCAGCGUCGACCAGUGGAUUGAUUAACUUGGAAUUGUAGUAGAUUUUUUGUGUGUCAGUUGGCAACUGCCAAAGUACUCUUGACAAGGGUUGUCUGGUUUUUGAAGUCUUUGAUUUACUAAAUUUAUUGAACUAUACAUGUUUUUCA
Molecule: messenger RNA, 1090 nt
Organism: Prunus avium (sweet cherry)
Lineage: Eukaryota; Viridiplantae; Streptophyta; Magnoliopsida; Rosales; Rosaceae
Product: tRNA (guanine-N-7) methyltransferase
Biological process (GO): tRNA methylation; RNA (guanine-N7)-methylation
Cellular component (GO): tRNA methyltransferase complex
Molecular function (GO): tRNA (guanine(46)-N7)-methyltransferase activity
Source: RefSeq, a predicted model, not a curated record